AUGGCAGCGUACCAGUUUCAGCCCUUACCCAGACCUCAGCAACCAAUACAACCACCAGAACAGCAACAAAUGUUCAGAAAUCAGCAACAUCAACAGAUGUUAAGCAACGUGCAACAAUUCUUCGCCGAAGAUAAAGAAAUCGAGCAUCAAAGAAAACAAAAGCAAGCGAACCAAAAACGAGAACAGGUCGCUACCACAACAACUAACAGCAGUGGCGACAAGCAGAAGAAACGAAGACAGCAGAUACCGGACAGAAGAAGC
Molecule: messenger RNA, 261 nt
Organism: Paramuricea clavata
Lineage: Eukaryota; Metazoa; Cnidaria; Anthozoa; Malacalcyonacea; Plexauridae
Source: the annotation of a GenBank genome assembly